AUGUUAAGAAUUUCAAAAGAACUCAAGCCGAACGAUAAUCUAGCCCUAUCUACAAAGCUGGAAUCUCAAGAUACUGAGAUUGACCAAUGUUUUAUUUUUGAUAUCACCAAAUCUAAAUCGUCUAACCCUUCUUGGGAAGAAAUCAAGGUAACUUUUGUGAGAUCAGAUCAUACAAGUUUCUCGGAAUACUUGGUUUUUGACAAAACCCAAGAAUAUACAUUAAAAUGGCAGCUAGAAUCGACAGACCUCUAGCCCAUAUGACGAAUGCCUUAGGUGGCAAGAGACCUUGGAAUGGAAGUGACAGCUGAUGAGUGCUACUUGCUUAGGGCGAUUAGACAUUGUGUUCUGGGCUUUGAGUUUCCAUUUUCGUUAAUGAUCGACCAUAAAACUUGAUCUUUGAAUUUUCUAUGGAAUUGAACCCUAUUGGCGCGCAUAGUGACAAAAAACCUUCUAUCUUCCAUAGAGCGAGCGAAGGCUCUUGUCGAGAAGGACACAGUAUAAAGAGUGCGAUAAUUGGUGAGUAAGCAGAGAGAUCUUUAUGAAAGUGGAUAAGGGCCUUCGGUGAUCUGCAGCGGUCUUCUCUUAUCAGUAUAAUUAAUGAUCAACGAUAUAUCCCAAGAAGACCUAAAUAAAUCUGUAGAAGAAGUAAUGGGCUGCAUUUCAGAAAACCUGAGCCAAUCAGACCGAAAGAUCAUGCUUUCUUAUUUAUCCGACAUUAUGAGAAACCAUACGAUAAAGAAAAAUAAAGAUAUUUUAUCAAGAACUAACAAAUCAGCUAGAAAAAUCGAAUUUGAACAAGAAAAUUCUGAAAUAAUUAAAUCCUUUUACUAUGGAAUGAACCGUGAUGAAAUUUCGAAAGAGCUGAAGAGGCGUAUAAAUUGGUUCACUAUUGAUGAAAAUGAAAACCAAAUAAACCAAGCUUUUGAACUAAUAUAGCCCAUACCCCUAUAUAGACUUCUUUAUCGAACAAAAUGUAAUAGAUAGUUGAAAGACUAAGACAGACUCUCAAAGGGACGGGAUGGACCUCUAUAUCAGGAAGCGUUAAAAGGUGGAAUGUCAAAAAUGAUUGCAAAGUGUGAAAAAGUUGGCAAGCAAACGUGAUAAUUUUUAAAAUGGCUUUAUUAUUAAAAUUAUUUUUAAAUUUAAGACUGACGUUGAUAAAUUUUUUACUAUACAAUUUAAUCCAAACAAGAAAUAGAUUUUUAAAUAAUAAUGCAAAUUUGAUUAUGAUCAGUUUGGCUAUCAAAGCCAAAGUUUGUAUUGAAUGCUGAUUGCUCUUUAUGAGGUUCUUAAUGGCUCAUAUGGUGCUCUUUAGCAAAUUGAAAUUGAUUUGGCAUUGUUUAUUUAAUAUCUAUCUUCGAAAAAAGGCAACUUGACUGAUAAUCAAUUGCUCAAAGUUUUUAAUUCAUUUCUUCGUUUUGAAAGUUAUUUAUACGAGAUUAUUUUAUAUAAAUAUAAAUAUGGAAAUACUAUUAGAGGCUUCUUAAAAAGAAUGCCCUUUUAUCAUAAUUAUGCACAAUUAAUUUAACCUAAUUUACUUGCUUGAACCUAAAUUCUACAGAAAAAAAGAGGUAAGAUAUUAAUAUUCCAGUCUAAAAGGGUUUCUUAUAUUUAAAAAAUAAUUUAAUAAUAAAGCCAUUUUAAAAAUUGGCACGUUUGCUUGCCAACUUUUUUCACACUUUGCUGGUAUAGAGAUCCAUUCCAUCAGUUUGAGAAAGUCUGUCUUGGUCUUUCAACUAUCUAUUACAUUUUACUCGAUAAAGAAUCUAUAUAGGGGUAGGGGCUAUACAGGUUCAAAAACUUUGGCUUCAAAUGGAACUGCAUGACAGUUUUAGUGAAAGAAAAGUAAAUAUGUCAAUUUCAACGAUAACAGAAACUGAAGAAAAGAGGCAUGGGGAGGUUGAAAAAAGAUUGGAAGAAAUCUUUAUAUUGAAGUGACUAAAUUUGGUGGCAAUUUUCAGGAAAAAUUAUAUAGUUCCAUUGCCAUAAAAAAAAAUUAAUUUAAUUUAAUAGAUUAUAAUAAAAGAGAAGUAAAUAAUGAUACUACCUCCUCCCUCCAUGAGCGAACAAAACUAACACAAAAAUUACGAUUUUUUUGCUUAAAGCACACCUUCUGUGAGCAAAAAAAAAUUUUUUUAAUAGAAAAAAAUUUGAUAUAUGAUAAUUGUAUAAUGAAAAUCUCUAGCUAAUUCUGUUUAAUUUUGAACAAAUUGCCUUUUAAAACAUAAAUGUAAAAUAUUUGCGCCUCAAAUUUUUGUGAAUUGGGAUUGUUUUAAAUUUCAAAACUAAAAUUUUUUAAAACCGUAGCUAACCAAAUUUUUUUUUUCGCCCACUGAGGGGGGAGUAAAGAAGAAACUAAACACAGCAGCUGUUUAGGAAAAGGCCCAGAGUGGCUUAAUGCAUGCCAAUGCGCACUUAUGUAA
This is a messenger RNA of Blepharisma stoltei, 2423 nucleotides long. The record is from the annotation of a GenBank genome assembly. NCBI's taxonomy places the organism in Eukaryota, Ciliophora, Heterotrichea, Heterotrichida, Blepharismidae.